UUGCCAACAGAAGAAGAUACAUGUCCAAACUUUAUUUUGGCAGCGAAAGCAUUCGCGGGGAAGAAUGGAAGCGGAGGAGUAUUUCUCCAAAGACUUCGAGUGGGAAGACCUGAAGAGUGAGAUUGAAAACGACCCGUCCUUCCAGUACCACCUUCUUCCCUUCGAUCCGUCUUCUUCGUCGGCGAUUCGCCCGCCGGAAGAAGAAUCAAACGCCUGGAGGAAGUUCCAUAGCCGUCACUACACCGGCAAGUUCUUCAAGGAGAGGAGGUACUUGCUGAAGGAGUUUCCCGAACUUGUUUCCUGCGGAAAAGGUUCCCGGGUUUUGGAGGUAGGUUGUGGUAAUGGAAGCACUGCUCUCCCGAUAUUGCGUGGCAAUGAGAAUGUUACUCUAUAUGCAUGCGAUUGUAGCUCUGAGGCACUUGAAUAUGCGAGGGAGAUGGUUGAUGCCUCAAAUGUGGCCUCAUUCCAACACCGAUUCCAUCCUUUUGUUUUCGACUUUUCUCUAAGCAGUUUCCCUGACUGGUUAUUUUGCAGUCCUUGUCGAAAGACAUCUCUAGGCCAGUCCUUCCCUUCAGAUAUUAAAGAGGCUGGUAGAACACUAACAGGGGUUCCUUCCAAAGAAACUAGCUGUUGCCUUGGUGGAUUGGACUUUGUUACUCUGAUAUUUACUUUAUCCGCUAUACCAUUGCAUAUGAUGCCAUCAGCCCUUAUGAAGUGCUUCUCUGUUCUAAAACCUGGUGGAUUCCUUCUAUUUAGGGACUAUGGGCUAUUUGAUAUGACUAUGCUUCGAUUCGAACUGGACAAGAGAGUGGGAUUUUGUGAGUAUAUGCGCUCAGAUGGGACCCGUUCGUACUUUUUCAGUUUGGAGACAGUCAGGGAUCUUUUUGUCCGGGCAGGCUUCAUCGAGGUUGAGCUCGAUUACUGCUGUAUCAAGUCACUGAACCGCAAGAAGGGGAAGAGCAUGCGUCGAGUUUGGGUCCAUGGGAAGUUUCAGAAACCGCCCUUGUGACCUUAGCUUCAAGGAGGGGUACUCUGUUGUCUCUGGUCUUGCUCAUGCAAUUUUCUGGGAAGAAGGGUGGCUGAAGUUGAAGUGCACAGAGUUUCAUGCCGGACAGGCUGAAUGACUUUCAACAGUUUUGUUUGAAAGAGUAAGUGCUCCUCGAUUAUUGAGGAUCCGGAUCCCGGGGCCGAGGCUUUUUUCGAAUUUGUAUCGAAGUAGAAACGAUCACCGAAAGAAGCUCUCAUGAUUCAUGUAAACCUCACAACAGUCGAAAGGAUCUCCCUGGUUUGUUUGUUAUAGUAAAUGGUGUUUUCUGAA
Messenger RNA from Punica granatum (pomegranate), 1318 nucleotides. Lineage: Eukaryota; Viridiplantae; Streptophyta; Magnoliopsida; Myrtales; Lythraceae. The record is from RefSeq and is a predicted model, not a curated record.